AUGUUGCAUGUCCCGGUCCUUGCGGUCGUAGCGGCGCUGCUCCAGACCGGGCUCGCUAGUCAACCCGACGCACCAAAGCCUUAUGCAGCCCCUUUACGGGAUCUACGACUAGGCUCAGUGAACUUUCUACACACAACAGACACUCAUGGAUGGCAUGCGGGUCAUCUGCUUGAGCCUUCGUAUGCUGCUGAUUGGGGAGACUAUAUCGAUUUCGCUGGGCGGAUGAGAGAAAAACUUGAGGCUGAUGGGAGGGACCUUCUCCUGGUCGACACAGGCGACCGAAUAGAAGGCAACGGUCUCUACGAUGCUUCAAAGCCAAGAGGCAAAUACACGUUCGACAUCUUUAAGGAGCAGAACAUUGAUCUGAUCUGCUCCGGGAACCACGAACUAUACAAAGUCACAUCUGCCAGUGACGAGUACAAUAUCACGGUACCGGCCUACAAGGACAGCUACCUGGCAUCGAAUCUUGACAUCUUCGACCCUGUCAAAAGCAAAUUCGUCCCAUUAGCGGCAAAAUUUAAGAAGUUCACCACCAAGAAGCAAGGGGUCCGCAUAAUGUCAUUCGGCUUUAUCUACAACUUUCAGCGAAACGGCAACAACACUCGUGUUCGACCAGUCAAAGACACCAUCCAGGAGCCCUGGUUUCAGGAAGCCAUCCGCGACAAGGACGUAGACCUCUUUGUCGUUAUUGGCCAUUCAGCCGUUCGAUCGGAGGAGUUCGAUGCCAUCUACAAAGCUAUCCGCUCCGUGAAAUGGGACAUUCCUAUUCACUUCUUUGGUGGGCACUUUCAUAUUCGCGACUAUAGACGCUACGACUCCAAAGCCUAUGGCCUGGCUAGUGGACGCUUCAUGGAAACAAUCGGCUUUGCAUCCAUUGACGGCGUCUCGGCCAAGAGUAAAAGCGCUGAAACUCUCGCAACGCCCAGCUUCUUCCGUCGCUACAUCGACAACAACCUCUUCUCUUUCUACCACCAUUCAUCAACCAACGCGAGCAAUUUUCACUCCCCUCGUGGAAAAAACGUAUCUUCGCUGAUACAACACUCCCGCUCCGCCCUCGACCUUGAUCACAUCUACGGCUGCGCGCCUACAAACCUUUGGAUGGCCCGCAGCCCCUUCCCAUCGAACCAAAGUAUCUACACGUGGCUUAAUGAAACCGUGCUCCCAGCCCUCGAGCCUUCUGAGCAGACAUACUUGUCUAAACCCCGCCUCAUCCUUCUCAACACAGGGGCUAUCCGUUUCGAUAUUUUUGCCGGUGCUUUCACGCGGGACUCGACUUUUAUCGUUUCGCCCUUCACAAGCACCAUGCGCCACAUUCCCGCCAUUCCCUAUAGCAAGGCGAAGCAGCUGGUGGCGAUACUAAACUCUGCGGGCCAAAUCUUUCUACAAGCCACUGAUGGUGAGGUGAACCCUGCAGACCUGGGGCCACCUAUGCAACGCGGUCGCAACAACAAUGUCCUCGCAGGCCCUUAUGAUACCAGUGAUCUUCCAGCCAAACCGCAAAGUGGAAUCCCAGCUCAAAAGCCCCUUGAAAGUGAUCAUGAAAGACAAGCCCUCCAACCAGGCUAUACCACGACCGAUGACGGCGGCACAGACGGCGAUGAUACCGUGCAUAGCCCGAUCUCUUUCUACCGUGUACCGAACGUGGUACAGUCAACCGUCAAUCCUGCCGGAGGACUCAUUCCCGACGACACACCGGUGGAUGUUGUCUUCAACGAGUUCAUCCAGCCCUACCUAUUAUUGGCUCUCCGAUUCAUCGGAGAGGUGAAGGACGACGCUGACAGCAAGCCGUGGGGUGGGGAUCGGAGUUUCACCGAGAUGAUGGCCGGAUGGAUUGGUGACAACUGGGGCAAACACUGCUAG
Molecule: messenger RNA, 1860 nt
Organism: Cyphellophora europaea CBS 101466
Lineage: Eukaryota; Fungi; Ascomycota; Eurotiomycetes; Chaetothyriales; Cyphellophoraceae
Exons: 1
Coding region: 1-1860 (619 amino acids)
Biological process (GO): nucleotide catabolic process
Cellular component (GO): cytosol
Molecular function (GO): hydrolase activity
Source: RefSeq, a predicted model, not a curated record